AUGACUGGAGGGAAGCACCACCACCAUCACAACCCGCACCAUCACCACCACCACCACAGUCAGGAAGACAAGCAGCUAGUUGACUAUGCCAAAGAGGCUCAACACCAUAAGCAUAACGAGCACCUCGCCGAGCUCGCUGCCAUAGCUGCUGGUGCUUAUGCCGUGCAUGAAAAGCACAUGAUAAAGAAAGAUCCGGCGCACGCUCAAAUGCACAAAAUAGAGGAGGGAAUUGCAGCCGCAGUUGCAGUUGCAGCUGGAGCCUAUGCAUUGCAUGAGCACCACGAGGCUAAAGAAGCAAAGAAACAUAUGAAGCAUCACCACCACCACCGCUUUUAGUUUUCACUCUUUUGGUUUGAAAGGUGUUAUGUAUUGUAAUCCACAUACUCAGCGGUGAUCAGCAACUGCACUAAAUAAUUAAACUUGUGUGUUGUUUGUGCUUCAUUACUAGGUCUCUAGCUCUUUGUGAUAUUGGUCUAGUAGAAGUGGUUUUAUCUUGUCCCGAUGAUUAGUCGAGAUCGAUGUGUGUAAACUGGCCCGAAAACAUGAAUUAUCACAGAAAAAUGGCUGGUGUUAUCAUGUUCAGUACGUUUUCAUGUGAUGUUUGUAAGACUAUAUCGUGUUUCAAAUGUUAUACGAGGAAAUAUCCUUGUUUAUGUGUAAA
This is a messenger RNA of Rhododendron vialii, 661 nucleotides long. RefSeq names its product abscisic stress-ripening protein 2-like. The record is from RefSeq and is a predicted model, not a curated record. The transcript has 2 exons. The coding region runs from base 1 to 336 and encodes 111 amino acids. Lineage: Eukaryota; Viridiplantae; Streptophyta; Magnoliopsida; Ericales; Ericaceae.